This is a messenger RNA of Populus euphratica (Euphrates poplar), 1769 nucleotides long. RefSeq lists its product as uncharacterized. Gene Ontology annotation, molecular function: DNA binding; DNA-binding transcription factor activity. The coding region runs from base 227 to 1495 and encodes 422 amino acids. The transcript is spliced from 7 exons. The record is from RefSeq and is a predicted model, not a curated record. NCBI's taxonomy places the organism in Eukaryota, Viridiplantae, Streptophyta, Magnoliopsida, Malpighiales, Salicaceae.
UUUGUGAGCAUUAGCUGAAGGAGAUAGGAGAUAAGCCAGAGCACUUGCAAAAAAUAUCCGAGUGUGAGCAUUAGCUGAAGGAGAUAAACAAGAGUAGUUGCAGAAAAUCAUGCUUAGAAGGAUCUGAUGUGGGAUUUUACCUGAAGAAUAUCGCGUAAUCAAGUUCAACAUUUUAGGGUAUAAAAGAUCAGGCUGAGAGAGUGAGAAGAUAUCAGGAGAUAUAGAAAUGUACCAUCACCACCAGCAUCAAGGAAAGAGCAUCCACUCUUCUUCAAGAAUGGCAAUCCCUCCUGAAAGACAUCUGUUCCUGCAAGGAGGGAAUGGCCCUGGAGAUUCUGGACUUGUCCUCUCGACUGAUGCAAAGCCUAGACUAAAGUGGACACCAGAUCUUCACGAGCGGGUCAUAGAAGCAGUCAAUCAGCUUGGAGGAGCAGACAAGGCCACUCCGAAAACAGUCAUGAAACUUAUGGGAAUUCCUGGACUUACCUUGUACCACCUAAAGAGUCAUCUUCAGAAGUACAGACUCAGCAAGAACCUUCAUGGACAAGCUACUAUUGGGAGCAGCAAAAUUGGUACUGUUGCUGUGGUGGGAGAUAGAAUGCCUGAAGCAAAUGCAACUCACAUUAACAUUAACAAUCUAAGCAUCGGAUCCCAACCAAACAAAAGCUUACAUUUCAGUGAAGCACUACAGAUGCAAAUUGAAGUGCAAAGAAGGCUGCAUGAACAGCUUGAGGUGCAGAGACAUUUACAGCUCCGCAUAGAAGCUCAAGGAAAAUACCUACAGGCAGUGCUAGAGAAAGCCCAGGAAACCCUUGGAAGGCAAAAUUUAGGUACAGUGGGGCUUGAAGCUGCCAAAGUUCAACUCUCUGAACUAGUGUCCAAAGUGUCUACUCAAUGCCUGAAUUCCACAUUUUCAGAGCUAAAUGAUCUGCAGGGUCUAUGCCCACAACAAACACCACCGACCCAGCCCAAUGAUUGUUCAAUGGACAGCUGCCUGACCUCCUGUGAAGGUUCACAAAAGGAGCAAGAAAUACACAACACUGGGAUGGGGUUGAGGCCCUGUAAUAGUAAUGCUUUCGUAGAACCAAAAGAGAUUACUGAAGAACAUGCAUUGCAGCAAACUGAACUCAAGUGGGGUGAAUAUCUGAGAGAAAACAAGAUGUUUCUAACCUCAAUAGGACAUGAGACAGAAAGGAGAACAUUUUCUGCAGAAAGAAGCUGCAGUGAUUUAUCCAUUGGUGUUGGGCUCCAAGGAGAGAAGGGGAAUAUAAGCAGUAGCUUUGCUGAGGGAAGAUUUAAGGGAAUGAGUGAGGAUGAUAGUUUUCAAGACCAGACUAACAAAAGGGACGAUUCAGUUAAAUUUGAGAACGAGAAAAUGUCACCAGGGUAUAGAUUGUCUUACUUCACAACCAAACUGGAUCUGAAUUCCCAUGAAGAAAUUGAUGCAGCUUCAAGCUGCAAACAACUCGACUUGAAUGGUUUCAGCUGGAACUGAGAUGGUUCACUGAGAGCUAAAGGCCAACCGGACGGGUUCAGGGGAUGAUCCCUCACGAGAGGAUGAAAGUCAACAUGAUAACAUUCAGUUUUCUCCUUCACGUCAAGUGGCUUGAAAACAAUCGCUUUAACCUCAGCUGAAUAAGUUGCACCAACAGAUAUAGCUUGCACUAUAAUGUAAAUCAAUCCAGUAGAUGUACUCUUUCUAUCUUAUAUGACAUUAAGAGGUCGUGGACAUGAAGCUCAAAAUGAAAAUACUCGACUUAGCUGUUCAA